This is a messenger RNA of Physella acuta, 814 nucleotides long. RefSeq lists its product as uncharacterized. The record is from RefSeq and is a predicted model, not a curated record. Lineage: Eukaryota; Metazoa; Mollusca; Gastropoda; Physidae.
UUUUUCAGAGGUUACUCUUUAAAAAUCAAAUAGAUAACAUUCCCUAAGGCUAAGAUAUUUCUAUUUUUUCUCUUGUCGCUAACUGUAGCCAAUAGAUUUUUUAAUGUUCUUUUCUUACAACUAAUUGAGGCUGCAAGCAACAUCGACCAACAUGGAUAAAGUUCUGAUUUUUUCAGUAAUUCUCAUUAGUAUGGUUUACUUACCAGAUGUACUAAACUGCAUGCCAGUAUUUCCUAUGGAAAUCGAAGGAUAUGAGAAAGAUUGUGUCAACUAUAGUUGCCGCUACACCGGGAGAAUUGUAGGGCACGUUGACAUCUAUGAAGAGAACACAACUCUUCCCGUGGAAUGGGAUUGGACGAUAAGUGUUCUCGUUUGUCGAAGAAUAUAUGACUGCUCCGAUGGCACAAAAUAUUGGCAACAAUUCUGUGAUGUAUUCUGGCUUAUCGACCCACUUGAUUGCGCAAAGGUCAGCCACAACCCCUGUUACUGCUCUGGAACGUUUCCCAUGAAAUUCAAGUUUUACCCUCGGCUUGAAAAUGCUUACUAUCGGCUUGGGGGGAUGACCGAUUGGAGAUCUGACAAGCCUCAAUAUGUCAGCAAAGUAUUUGAUUCAAAAAUUAGACCAGGUGUGUGGGAUCCAGUUGUUAAACUCAGGUACUGGAAUCAAGGAAUGGAUGCAUCAGUGAACGGAGCACGCCUUUUACACUCAGAGAACGUCUUCUUGGGUAUCGGAGCUCUGUGCGCCAUCUUACUAGCCUAGAUACAAAUUGCUGAGAAACAACCUCGCAGGCCUACUCAUUGAGGUCGUUGGGUG